AUGUCUCAGCGGGUGGGAAAUACGACGCUCGCGUUCGCGCGCGUCUGGCACCACGUCGAUGCGCGCGAGCGUGUGCUAGGUGGACUCGCGCGCUCUAUUGCCGUCACACUCAUGGGCAAGAACAAGCCCGUGUACGAUCCGUCCAGAGACGUAGGCGACUAUGUCGUCGUCACGAACGCCGAGCACAUCACCGUGACGGGCCAAAAGGCCGACAAGAAGCUGUACCGGCACCACACCAUGUACCCAGGUGGUCUCAAAGAAAUUCCAUUCAAGACCAUGAUGCAGACGAAGCCCGAGCAGAUCCUCCGCCGCGCCGUCUCUGGCAUGCUGCCGAAGAACAAGCUGCGUGACCGGCGUCUCGAGCGCCUCAAGAUCUAUCCCAACGACGCGCAUCCCUACGAGGCGAAUAUCAUCAAGCGCUACUAA
This is a messenger RNA of Malassezia restricta, 426 nucleotides long. RefSeq names its product large subunit ribosomal protein L13. NCBI's taxonomy places the organism in Eukaryota, Fungi, Basidiomycota, Malasseziomycetes, Malasseziales, Malasseziaceae. The record is from RefSeq and is a predicted model, not a curated record. Gene Ontology annotation, molecular function: structural constituent of ribosome; mRNA binding. Gene Ontology annotation, cellular component: mitochondrial large ribosomal subunit; ribosome. The transcript has a single exon. Bases 1 to 426 code for a protein of 141 amino acids. Gene Ontology annotation, biological process: translation; negative regulation of translation.